CGCGGUCAGAGGAGCGAGCUCGUGUAGACCCGAAACGGUCCAACCCAAAGAGAGAGUGAGAGAGAGAGAGAGAGAGAGAGAGAGAGAGAGAGAGAGAGAGAGAGAGAGAAUGCAUUUCAAAUAGUGGUUUGCAUGGCACUCGGUUGGUUCUCGCGCUCAGUAUCGGACCCAGUGGAGCUGUUCAGCGUUUAUCGGUAGUGUCACCGAACAGUCCCCACGCUCACGGAACCGCUGACCCAUGUGAUACUGCAGCGUUGCGAGCGCGGAAGGGAGGGGGAGAGAGACCGAGAGAGACACAUUUUUUUCCCUGCAUCUCCACUCAGUACUGACUGGAGAAGCAGGUGCACACUUUGGAGAGAGAAAGAGAGAGAGAGAGAGAGAGAGAGAGAGAGAGAGAGAGAGCGCUGGAGGGGGGGCGGGGUACAGUCGCGCGCGUGGAUCUCUCACCGUCGCAGUUGUCCGCGAGGAUGUAUCCAACAGCUAGGCGUCUGCCGCGCGCGCGCUGCCGUCAAUGUAACGGAAUCACAUGUGCCCCUGUGAUCUAACGGCGGUACUGUUCUGUUUCUCUGGGCUCGGAUGGUCCGCGCGCUCUAUACAAAAUUCAACCGGGAAAUCAACGCACACCAGCCAUGGCGCUGGUCAUGGAACCCAUCAGCAAAUGGUCUCCAAAGCAAGUGCUGGACUGGAUGAAAGGUUUGGAUGACUGUUUGCUGCAGUAUAUGAGGACGUUUGAGAGAGAGCAGAUAACCGGAGAGCAGCUGCUUCACAUCACCCAUCAGGAGCUGGAAGAGCUUGGCGUGACCCGGAUCGGACACCAGGAGCUCAUUCUGGAGGCUGUGGACUUACUCUGUGCACUGAACUAUGGUCUAGAGACAGAGAAUUUGCGGACUUUGUCGCACAAACUCAAUGCAUCCGCUAAGAAUCUGCAGAACUUCAUUACGGGCCGCCGCCGCGGGGGGCAUUAUGAUGGACGGGUGUCACGCCGCCUUCCGAACGACUUCCUGACUUCAGUCGUUGACCUCAUCGGAGCAGCAAAAAAUCUACUAGCCUGGCUGGACAGGUCUCCAUUUGUCAGUGUUUCUGAGUACUCAGUGCUGAAGAACAAUAUUGUUCAGCUCUGUCUAGAGCUAACCACCAUAGUACAGCAGGACUGCACAGUGUAUGAAACUGAGAAUAAGAUUUUACAUGUGUGUAAGACUCUAUCAGGUAUCUGCGAGCACAUUAUUUCAUUGUCGUCUGAUUCGUUGGUGUCGCAGUCUGCCCACCUAGAGGUUGUCCAUCUGACGAACGUUAUGCCUAGCGAGGGCCUGGGCAUGUACAUCAAGUCUACAUAUGAUGGUCUUCAUGUGAUCACUGGAACCACAGAGAAUUCUCCUGCAGAUCAGUGUAAGAAGAUCCACGCCGGGGAUGAGGUCAUUCAGGUCAAUCACCAAACAGUGGUGGGCUGGCAGUUGAAGAAUCUGGUUAACUGUCUCCGUGAGGAUCCAAGUGGAGUCAUCCUCACGCUGAAGAAGAGGCCACAGAACACUCUGGGCUCCACCCCUGCACUGCUGAAGAACGCCCGCUGGAAACCACUUGCCCUGCAGCCGCUGUCCACCAGUCCAUGCAGUGGUUCUCCCACCCCACCCAGCACGCUCGGGUCAGUGGGCCUCUCACCUGGAGUGGACACACCUGGGGGACAUGAUGUUUUUAUUCUUUCCCCUGUCUACGGACACAGAGAGGAAGAUCUGGAUCGGGGUGGAUUUGGUGUGUUUGGCUCAGAUUCUCCGGGGUAUUAUGUAGAACAGGAGAUAAUGGGGGGUCAAUACUUCCCCCUCCUUGAAGAGGAUUCUGGGAGAAAUACCGGACUGCGACGGAGAGACCGGACCCCAACUCACAGUGACAUCCGACAGGUUUCCAUGGGAACUGAAUGGCUGGCAGAGCCUCAAGAAUCUGGAGUUUACAAAAGAGGUAGCAGAGAUUCUGAUUCCUCCCUCUUGCGGUUCCUCGGUGAUGACAGGAUUUUGUUGAUCCAGGAAGAUGCAGAGUUUUCCCAGCGUGACACGAGCAGGCGAUCCAGGAAGAAGAGCCGAAAUCCCAGCAGUCCCAGUUUUCCCAUUAGUCCCUCUAUGCUUGCCCCGCCUGUGCGUCUGGACACAGGUCCCCCCGAGGGGCUGCCUUUCCCCGUGCACGACUCUAACACAAUGCCACACUACCAUAGAGCUGCAGACACACUUCGAGCAGAUGCUGACAGAUAUGCCAGUUCAGGACUUGAUCGACAAGCAGGGGCAUCAAUGAGGAAGUCUGUACAUUAUGCCUCUCUGAGGACCAAGCCCAAGAAAAAGAGCAAAGGGUCCCUCAGUAGUGCCAGCAGGAGGCGUAUUGCCUGCAAAGAUCUGGGUCAUGGCGACUGUGAAGGCUGGCUUUGGAAAAAGAAAGACGCCACCGGCUACUUCACGCAGAAAUGGAAAAAGUACUGGUUCGUUCUCAAAGACUCCAACCUGUACUGGUACACCAAUCAGAACGAUGAGAAAGCAGAGGGCUUCAUCAGUUUGCCAGAGUUUCGGAUAGACAGAGCGAUUGAGUGCAGGAGGAAACAUGCCUUCAAAGCAUGUCAUCCUAAAAUUAAGAGUUUCUUUUUUGCUACAGAUCAUUUAGAGGAGAUGAACAGGUGGAUGAAUCGUUUAGGCUUGGCUGCGAUUGGCUACACGCCUGAUGAUCCGGUACCGCGUCCUGAUGAAGAUUACUGGAGUGAGAGUGACCAGGAUGAAGUUGAUGGGUCUAUGACACUCAAACAGGAAGCCACAUACCACCACAACCCCUCUGGAACUUCGUCCAGUCCAUUUCCUGAGCGCCAUUUUUCCAGUGGCUCCACAUUCUCGCAUUCCUCCGCUGAGGAGUCCCAUUCUUCCUGCCGAUCCUCCCAUCGAGAACGCCGCUCAUGGCAGGACCUGAUUGAAACCCCUUUGACCAGCACAGGUCUACACUACCUACAGACCGCAGAAGAGGAGGAGUCAGCCCUGCUGCCACCUGAUCAGCACCGGCAGGCUACACUCCCCGCCCAGCACCGGCAUCCUCUGGAACGUGACGGGCCGUUUCCGUUGACGGACAGCGAAGAGUCCCGGCCUCGCCAUCACACUCACAAGCAGCGUAGUCAGAGCCUCCCACGCCACCGCGACACACACGGACACUCGCACCGCAGCACUCGUACGCACACUCACACACACGGCACUCUGAGGCCAAGAACUCAUCUCCAUGAGGAAGAGGAGGAGGAAGAAGAGGAGGAAAAACAUGUUCGGAAAUCUAGCAGCAGGAAACCUGAGAGCGAAGAGAAAGUGUACGAUGGCACGGAUGGCCUGCAGGAGCUCUACCGAUCACUGGAGCAGGCCAGUCUCUCGGCUUUUGGCCAACAAAGGCCUUCCACCAAACAAGAGUUCAGACGCUCCUUCAACAAACGCAGCAAUGACCCCGCCACAAAUGAACGACUGCACCGCAUACGGGUUCUCCGCUCCACGCUAAAGGCAAAGGAGGGCGACUUGACGAUAAUCAGUCAGUUGCUGGACGACCCUUGUUUGACCUCGAGGAAGUUUCGUGAAUGGAAGCAACGUAACCACGAGCUCUUCCUGGAUAUCUGUGAGUUCAGCUCCGCUCCAUUGGAACCACCCAGCGAGUCCAACGACCUUUCACCUCUCUCGCCAACGUUAAUGAUGCACACUCACUCUUUCAUAGAAACGCAUGUGUGAAACACAGACACGCACCCACAUGACUAAAAAAAGUCACAUACUAAAAUGCAGACAUAAAGGUAUAUGAAUAACGUGAGUUGUGCAUUUCAAACCCACAUAUACACACACACACACACACACACAAACACUUUGAAAAACACUGUGGAUUCAGACUGUCUUCAAUUUUUCCUCGACGGAUGACCUGAUACUGCCCUCCUUCCGACCGUGAGUGACACCAGAUUGAACCAAUACACUGUAAGAUCAAUGUCAAAGAACUGACCCAGCCUCCAGAACUACUGCAGACAGACACGCAGGCACUGAAACCGAAAGGUGACUCAAACUGCUCCUCAUGGAAGCAAAAGUGUAACCUGCACAUUUACAGCUCACUGCAAACUCUGUACUAUAUAUUUCAUCACAGCCACAUUUUGAGACAGAUGGAAGAAAGGCCCCGUGAGGUGCCCACUGCAUGCUUAAAGAAUCAACUUUUCAGAUUGAGUAUCUGUUGAACAAAAUAGGACCAUAUUUAAAAACGAAAUCUUUUAUUUUUCUCUUUGAUUGGAGUAAAAAAAAUCUUUUUUUUUAAUAUAUAUAUAUAUAUAUAUCUUCUGAUGAUUUUUUUUUUUGGAUUUCCUUCCCUCGGAAUGCUGCAGGAAGAGCACUCAUGUAGCCAUGGGCAACAGGCUUCACUCUGUUACCAAGCAACACCGCCCUACUGUGUUACUCUAUACAACUCUCAAAGCAAGCAAGAGUGUUGGAAAGUGUGUGCGUGUAUGUGCAUAUGUGUGUGUGUACUGUAUGUGUGUGUGUAUUAGAGAAAUGAGAGAAAGACAGAUAACGAGUCAGAUGGAUGCUGAAGAGUCUCUUUUUGACAGUUUGAUGACAUUUGCAUUUGCAUAUGGGAAAAGAUGAACUUCUGGCAGGUAGUAACAUGUUUAAUUUGGCUUCUUUAGAAUAUUUAUAUUAUAGCUAAACUCAUGCAUGGUUUAAAAAAGUAUUACUAUAUGCUAUCAGGCCAGAGAACAGUCUGUAUAUAAGAACCUAUUAUUUGCAUAGCUGCAUCCUCUGUUUAAAACUGUGAAUUGUACUCGUGAAUGCAAUCUUUUGACUCUGCGAACGCAGAACCUUUCUACUCUAUAUUUUUUUCUACACAAAAAGAUGACAAAAGAUGAAAAGCUUUGCUUCUCUGAUGUUAUGACUGUUUUUGCUUGUUUCCGGGUCUUUGCUGGUCAUUACCUCUGAGCUAUGGGCUACAUUCAGGUUGUUCGUUUCUGUUUGCUAAUGUACGUGUCCCUUAGACAGACUCCACAAGCCUAAAGCGAACGUUUCAUUCCCUUUCGCAAUUCUAGACGUCAGUGGCUCAGGAUUCUAGAAUUGGUUAAAUUCACAUGGGAGAGAAUUUGAGGUUAAAAUACAAAAAUCAAUUGGUUCAUUCCCGGCGGUGGAGUGCAAAACGUCCCCUUUCUAAAUGUUGUGUGUGUGUGUGUGUGUGUGCUCUCAUUUGUCCACAUUAAGAAGUCACUGAGACACAUUGGUUUUAAAAACAGCCCUGCAUAUGUGCUCAGUGUUAGUUAUGUUUGUCACUUUUUAGAAUCUUGUGGGAUGUAUUUUAAUUGAAUAGAAUGUACUCAUUCAAUGGCUUGUUAUCUGUAAAUUUCAUUGUAACAAACACACACUACCCACACACAGACAAUAGUUUACGUCCGUUGUUGAUUCCUUACCAAAGCGACUCUCAAAAUCACAUCUGCUCAUUGCAGUUACCUUUUUAAUGAUUCUUUCUAUCUAGAAUGUUACACUUCACUGUGUUUCAUCCCAUGGGUGUGUGUGUGAGAGUGAGUGAGUGUGUGUUAUCUAGGCCAUCGGGGUUUCACUGUGGUUUUAAGGGCAUGCCCCCCCCUCUCUCCCCCACACGGCUAUGCUGUAUAAGGUGUAAGUUGCACUGCAACAUUGAGACGGAACAUAUUGCUCUUUUUUUCAAGGUUUUCUUUCAAAAAUUCCCCUUCUGUAUAUUAAAACACCAGGAAAGAGCCUGAUAUUUAUUCACAGUAUUAUUCAAAGCUAACCUUCUUUGCUUUCAGAAAUAUAAAUACAUAUAUAAAUAUAUAUAAUACAGAUUGUAAAAUGUUAAACUAAUAAACUGAGUUCUCUGCA
Molecule: messenger RNA, 5849 nt
Organism: Cyprinus carpio (common carp)
Lineage: Eukaryota; Metazoa; Chordata; Actinopteri; Cypriniformes; Cyprinidae
Product: connector enhancer of kinase suppressor of ras 2
Biological process (GO): regulation of signal transduction
Cellular component (GO): membrane; cytoplasm
Molecular function (GO): protein binding
Source: RefSeq, a predicted model, not a curated record